This is a messenger RNA of Neospora caninum, 2802 nucleotides long. RefSeq lists its product as hypothetical. The coding region runs from base 1 to 2802 and encodes 933 amino acids. The record is from RefSeq and is a predicted model, not a curated record. The transcript has a single exon. NCBI's taxonomy places the organism in Eukaryota, Apicomplexa, Conoidasida, Eucoccidiorida, Sarcocystidae.
AUGGGAGAAGCGAAGGCGGACCGUCUCUCUGCACGCGCUUCCGACGAGAGAGUCACCGAAUCCUCCUCAGUGGGCGAGAACGCUGCGCCUGACUGGAGAGUGGGAAAUGAAGAGCGCGCUCGGCCUCUCCCACCCACGCCAUCAGCGGCGGUGAAGGCACCCGAGUCGGCUGAGGGUGAGCCGGCAGGCAGAGGAUGGGCGUUUUCCCGAUGGUGGCGACGGGAUGGGCCGGAGGACUCCCAGGCGCGGGAGAAACCGGAGCAGAGACACGACUCUGCACUGACGCGGGUGUGCACCCUUCCCGCAGACUGCGAGGCGUUCGGGCGGCAGACAGAUGCGCAGGCUCAGCAGAAUGGCUCGGCGUCUGCGGCAGCCGCGGGAACCGCUGGGUUGCCUGCGUGGAAGCAGCCCGGAAACGGCGGCGAGGACGACGAGAAGCCGCUGUCACUCUAUGUGCGCGACCGCCAUUCGUUUUUCUCCGACUCUGCAGCUUCUGAGCCGUUCCCGGAUCCUCUCGCGGAUGUCUUGUACUUCCCCGGAACGCGCAUCGCGAUUCCCAGGUCGAUCAUCCUGUUCAUGUACGUCCUCUCCGCCUUCCUCACGGGAAGCACGUACUUUGGCUGGCCGGCCUUCUCCCAUCUCCUCUUCAAAUCGGGGGCGUUCACCUGGGAGUGUCCCGUGGACGAGGACGGACAGCUCAUCAAGGCGUUUCCGAACCCGACGGGAGAGAACGGCUCGGGAAAACCCUUUAUCUGCGACCAACAGGACGCCGCAGUCGCGCCCCUGUUCACCGUCGCGCAAGUCUCGGAGUGCUUCAUGUGCAUCUUCUCUGGAGUUCUUCUGGACAACUUGAGCCCCAUGGUGGUCUCCCUCCUCGGUCAGCUGUUGAACAGCACGGGUUGGAUUCUUCUGGCGUGCAGCUCGAAAGACUUCGUCGCCUACAUUCCCGCGAUGAUCUGCAUCGGCUGCGGCACAGAGACGACUUACCUGCCGCUCUUGCGGGUCGCGAGCCUCUUCCCAGGGCACCGCGCGACCGUCAUCACGGUCAUCGGCGCGGCCAACAGCGCCGCCUUCGCCAUUCCGCUCAUCCUCGUCAAGAUCUGGGAGGCCGCGGGCCCCACCUGGUCGUUCGUGGACGUCUGCGCGUUCUACUUGUGCGUCGGCCCGCUGCUGUGUGCUCUGAUCACGAUCUGCUUCAUCCCGUACAAAGGCUUCACUUGGGACGCGGAUCUGACGCCUCACGAGCGGGACGAGACGAACGAGCUGCGGCAGAGACGCGGUCCAGGCGCCGCAGGCAGUUUCGACAGCGACGCGUUCAGCCAAAGCGCGAGAGGAAGCGGCCUGGAGAAACUGAAGGUCGAACCGAAAGUCUCCGUCGGCGGCAGCGGGAGCACACUCACGACCGGAGACAAAGCGCCGAGGGUGUUGAGUUCCCUCGCUUCCGCCUGCGACGCCCCGUCGCGUUCCAGUUCGUUUCUCUUUUCUCUGGGGUCUCACGGGAAACUCCAAGACAGUCGCGCAGGACUCUCGGCGUUCGCGCAUCCGGCCGUGCCAUCGGAGCGCCGGCGCUUCUCCGCCUUCGACGUGCAGGACACACGACCGAGGGAAGACGGAGAGCUCGGGUGUAUCCGCGAACACCGGCGUCACACCGUCGGCCAAGGGUGGACGCCCUCUGCCGAAGCCGUGCCCGAAGCCGGCGAGAGAGAGCCGACUCGAGGCCGCGGAGAAGGACGCGAGGCACCCGGAGCGGGGUCGUGUCCGCCGUCCCCGAACCUUCGCCCGGAAGUGCCCAGACUGCUGGAUUUCCCGGGCGCGCGUGCUGCGUGCGCGAGUGGCGAGAGAAGACUGAACGACUUCCGCGCACCAGGGAGGGGAUUCAGCGUCGAGAGAGGCAUGCGGGCGUUUCGUUCGUUUUCGAACUUGUCUCGACAGUCGUUUCGGAGCACGGGACAACGCCAAGACUCGAUGUGCAGCGAACUGUAUCGCGCGCGAUCGGCCAGUCAGGUGCGGAACUGGUGGGCGACCAGGGGAUCCGAAGUGGGCCGUGCCUCGUUCGCCUCGUCCUUCAACAUCCGUUCGCGGCAUGCGCCUUCGCGGAUGAUGUCCUACGCGCCUUCCGAGAACCAGCCGUCGUUCUUUGAGCAGCUUUUCUCCAAGCACUUUUUCUGCAUCUGCGUCUACACCAGCGUGACGUCCAUCUCCACGGCGUUUUUGCAGAGUGCAGCUUCACGCGUGUACAGUGAAGACGUGUUCGAAGUUGCCGAGAUCGCGCUGUGCUUCAGCUUCGCGCCGUGCGUGAUUCUCGGCUGGGUCAUCGACAACAUCGGUUCGUUCCCGGCGUUUGUGCUCACGAAUACGAUGGCGAUCAUCGCUCUCGUUUGUGCGACGACGUCGACUUCCCCCGUCGUGCAGUACAUUUCAGUUGCGGCCUUCUGCAUCCACGUGAGCAUCGACAACGAACAGAUCUUCUGCUACGUGCAGUCCACGUUCCGACCGGAACAUUUCGGAAAACUCAGCGGACUGUUCAUCGCCUCCGACGGGCUCUUUGCUCUCAUCUCCAUUCCCCUGUACGACGACGUCACGGUCCGCCUGCUCGGCGGAAACGCGCUUCCGGUGUCCGUCGCCAUCACGGUUGCGCUCUUCCUCGUCUACGUCCCUCUGUUCACCCUAUGGGUUCUCCGCCGGAGACGCCCCGACCCGUUCGGGGUGCGAGAACACUGCGCCGCCUUGGAUCACGCAGAUGCGCAGAGGAAGAGUUGCGAGUUCGGCGACAGGGCGCGGCUCUCGGACGCGCUGGCGUGA